Messenger RNA from Dreissena polymorpha, 753 nucleotides. RefSeq names its product guanine nucleotide-binding protein-like 3 homolog. Lineage: Eukaryota; Metazoa; Mollusca; Bivalvia; Myida; Dreissenidae. Bases 1 to 753 code for a protein of 250 amino acids. The transcript has 3 exons. The record is from RefSeq and is a predicted model, not a curated record.
AUGAACAUUGUUAACAACUAUGUGUCAUCUAUGAACCAUGAACGAUUACGGGACAGACUAACUGACUAUAUGGAACGCAGGUCACCUGGUACAUCAUUUAAAAGGCCGAGAUACACAAGCACUCCUGUGAAGCUCAGUAGGCUUGGGUUGUGUGCCGGUUACGAUGCCACACUUAAUGCCAUUGAUCGAAUCAGGCGCGACUUUGAUUUGUCAGCGUUGAAACUAACGGAGAAUACAGAGUUCUGUUUAAACAAUCAGUUGCAAGUAGGUGACGCUGAAUGUGCCGACCCAGACUUGUCAUUUGCUCUGUCCGAACACCCCUUGAUAGGUGAGGAAGAAAGCUGCAUUCAGUCUGAAAUGGAGUGUGAUAACACUAUUUUGUACUCAGAAAACACAGCGCACGACUUGAGUUUAGAAUAUCAGACUACAGAUCGCCCUAUGGAUGUUGAAAUGGAUGAUGAUGAGGUGGACGAUGAUGAUGAGGUAGAAGAUGAUGAUGAAAGAGAUGAUGUUGAAAGUGAUGAUAACGAGGAAGAACAGGAUGAAGAGGAGGAGGAGGAUGAGGGAGAUGACAUUGCUGAUGUUGGUAAAGAUGACGUCGAAGUUCACACAACCGAAGAAUCGGGCGUUGGAAUAGGGGAGGAUGUUGAGAUUGAUGAUAGCAUUGGGGAAAAAGAAGCUGAAGAAAAAUCCGGUGGUGAGGAUGGGAAAGAUUUAGACACGUGCAUGGCUCCUGGCUUCACAAUGUGUUAG